AGGCAGUAUCACAGAUUACACAAUUUACAUUCCUGUAAGCAAUGCAAUCAGCAUGUACACAUAUCUGCAACUCCCCUCUAAACCCCUUAAGGCCCCACUUUCUAGGGUUCCUCCCUCCCCAAUUCUCACCGCCCCACCUCAAUUUCACUCCAAUUAACCACUCACUCCGAUGCAUUUCGUGCGCCAAUCGGACCCCUAAGGGCACUGACAGAUUGAACGCCAGGGGCAAGGAUAACGUCUGGAGUGUCGAUAUCGAUACGGACAAGGGGAGAGAUGGGAGGAUUAGGAAGAAGAAGAGGGAGAGGAGAGUGAGGAAAGUGGCCAAGAAGAGUGGGGGGAGUGGGAAGGUUAUGGUGUCUGGCUCGGUUUUGAUGGAGGUUGAGACUGUUUUGCAGACUCAGGAACCUGUAAUUCGGCCUGCAUGGAACACAUUUUCCAGUAGCCUUAAUGGAAUUUGGAAGGGAGUGGGAGCAAUAUUUUCACCAAUAACUGCUGAAAUGGAGCCAAUUGAUGUGGGGAAAAAGGGUGAGCACUUAUUUGACUGCUACACUCUUUGUCAUAUAGAGACAGUGGGCUGCACUUCUGGGGAGCAGAAAUCUCAGAUCAAAAGGCGAGUUAAUUGGGUGACCUUGAACCCAUAUGGUGAGAAUCAUCAAUUGAAGGGAACUGAGAACAGAAGUAAAGAGAAAUAUGUACGUGAAGAUAGCUCCUCCCAGAAGAAAGUAUAUGAUGCAAAUACAGGAAAUCAUAUACUGCCAAAAUACGAGUCGUUUAACUUUGAAACAAGUGAUGUGAUGGAAGAUGAUGUCAUGAGUAUGGAACCUGGUCUUGUUUUCUUUGAGGAUGGAUCUUAUUCAAGAGGUCCUGUCAACAUACCAGUCGGUGAAGUUAGUGAGUCCGAGUACUUCCUAUCUCCUACUUUCAAGUUUGAGCAAUGCUUGGUUAAAGGUUGUCACAAAAGACUACGGAUUGCUCACACCAUAGAGUUCAGUAAUGGGGGAUCAGACAUCCAAAUCAUGAGGGUUGCUGUUUACGAGGAAGAGUGGGAUAGUCCUGUAAAUCUACCAGACCUCAGAGCCCUGAGCAAGAGCAUAGAGAACAUGGCGUAUGUCUUGUCUUGGAGACUGGAGGCCAAUCUUGCCAUUGAGUUUGAUUUGAAGCCAUUUUCUCAGAGGAAGAGAGUACAACCAUCACAGCUAGUUGGGUUCUGGAAAGUGUUUGAGAUGAGUGCUACACCAAUCUAUGGCGAGGAGACCAUAGCAGAGGAAGCCGAAGGUACAACCCCUUAUGUGUACCUUUGUACAGAAACAUUGAAGAAGAGGAACCUACCCGACAACCCAGUAUAUUUCGGGGAGGAAGAGGUGUUAGACAUGGCGGACGUUACGGUUCUCUGGCUACCUGGAGGCAUAACAAGUUAUGUAGAUGUGAACAAGGAUGGAGAUUUAUGCAUUGGAGUUGGCUGGUAUUCAGAUGAAGGAAUCAACCUUGUUAUGGAAAGGGAUUAUGGUCUAGAUGGAAAGCUCAAGGAAAUUAGAACCAAAUCCGAAGUAAAGAGAAGGUGGCCUGAAUAACUUUAGUACAUCACUUGGGCAGCUUAUAUAUUUUUUGGUCAAAUUGACAUAAGUAUUGUACAUGUGCUGGUGAUUUUGUACAUAUGCCAAGUCCUCUAAUGUAACAAAUUAUAAACAAUGGAUCGCGAUUGUCAUUUGUAUUAUGCAAAUUAUGAUAUGAAAAAGGGAAGCCUUUUCCUGAA
This is a messenger RNA of Daucus carota subsp. sativus, 1753 nucleotides long. RefSeq lists its product as uncharacterized. The record is from RefSeq and is a predicted model, not a curated record. The transcript is spliced from 6 exons. The coding region runs from base 42 to 1571 and encodes 509 amino acids. Lineage: Eukaryota; Viridiplantae; Streptophyta; Magnoliopsida; Apiales; Apiaceae.